Molecule: messenger RNA, 7560 nt
Organism: Scophthalmus maximus (turbot)
Lineage: Eukaryota; Metazoa; Chordata; Actinopteri; Pleuronectiformes; Scophthalmidae
Gene: klf13
Product: Kruppel-like factor 13
Exons: 2
Coding region: 365-1159 (264 amino acids)
Biological process (GO): regulation of transcription by RNA polymerase II
Molecular function (GO): DNA-binding transcription factor activity, RNA polymerase II-specific; RNA polymerase II cis-regulatory region sequence-specific DNA binding
Source: RefSeq, a predicted model, not a curated record
CGGAGGACGCACGCUCACUGCGCGGGUGCUGGACGCUGCGAUGGGAGGCAACGCAUGCAAGUUCCUAGAGUUCCUGCUUCCAGCGUCGUUGCAAACGUCAAACAAAGACUGUGGCUUUCUUGUUGUCCCUCUCGCCCCCGCGCGCUCUUUCUGAGGGGGGCUUGUCUGCAUUUUUGUCCGAGGCGUUGCUCUCGCAGGAUGUUGAUGAUAUUGGAAAGCCGGGUAAGAUCCUAAAGUCACUUCUCCUCCGAUGAGAACGACCUCCUGCUCGUCACCACCGCACAAAGGGAACUACGGAGCAAGUACUUUUUCCACACGCCAUCGUUUCUAUAAUUAUUCUUUUUCUUUUUCUUCUUUUUUUUGAAUGUCAGUGAGAAGCAGGGGGGGCUGUUUCAAAGACAAAAUGGAUCACUUUGCAGCAGAGUGCCUUGUUUCCAUGUCCAGCCGUGCAAUUGUCCACGCUCCUAAAGGGAAUAGGGAGAUUAGACCAGAGAUCCCGUCCUCCUCCAGGAACGGAGAGGAGAUGAAGGAGCCGUUGGUGAGGGACAACUCCUCUCUCUUCGUGGUGGCGCGGAUCCUGGCGGAUUUCAACCAGCAGACUCCCAACAGUUCUGCCGAGCAGGCAAAAAUGAAGGAGGAGAGCGCGCCGAACCUCCGAGAGGAUGGGGAGCCUGCCACACCUACCGCCACCUCCGACCCCUCGCUCAGACAAAGAGGCCGAAGAUCGAGAGGUCGCGCCGAGCAGGAGUCACCUCAGAAGAAGCACAAAUGCCACUAUUCAGGUUGCGAAAAAGUUUAUGGCAAAUCCUCCCACCUCAAAGCUCAUCUGAGGACACACACAGGAGAACGGCCAUUCCCAUGUACCUGGCCAGACUGCAGUAAGAAGUUUGCCCGCUCCGACGAGCUGGCCCGUCAUUACCGCACCCACACGGGGGAGAAGAAGUUUGGGUGUCCGCUUUGUGACAAGCGCUUCAUGCGCAGCGACCACCUGAUGAAGCACGCCCGGCGCCACUCCGAUUUUCAACCCGGCAUGCUGAAGAGGCCUCAUGGCGGCAGCAGCGGCUGCACCACACGUCCCGGCUCACUCAGCGACUACAGCCGCUCGGAUGCCUCCAGCCCCACCCUCAGCCCCACCCUCAGCCCAGCCAACUCGCCUUAAACUGAAAACCAGUCGCACUUUCCGCCUCUAACCUGCGAGGCCUGUGUUUUCAUCAUAACACUUGUGUUGCACAGUUGUCAGCAACCCCCCCCCCCCCUUUGCUAUUCCUGCGCUUGCUGUGGUGUACCAUACUGUACAUAACUGCUUAUUGUAGUGCAAUUACUUGUGUGAUCCUAAAAGAAGGUAAUGCCUUUCCCAGACGGCAAUAUUUACAUUCUGUACCAUAUGUCUGUAUUUUUCUUAGCUUCUAAUGAUGGCUAGUUGUCCAACAUACAUUCGCAGCGAGCUAAACAAAAACACAGACACCCUGACAGGUUUUUUUUCAUGUAUUUCUUUGUUGUUUUUUUGUUUUUGAACAGGUGAGGAGAAGGGGUUAACACACACCUCAGGAUUGAAGACAGUUGCUUUUUCUGUAAUACCACAGUACGUAACAGUACUUACAUUGACUGCACAAUAUACUCAUCACUUUACUCUGAAAUUCAACAGGGGUUGAAUUUUGCGCCCUGCUCAGGGAUGGCCUUGUUAGCUUGAAAGAAUGAACACAGUAGAGCGAAACAAACAGUACAUAUAUAGCAGCCUUACACUCAACACAAAUUGCACUCUUUGUUUUUUUUGUUUUUUUUGUUGUUGUUGGUUUUCACAUUCAAGGAAACUAACCCUACGGUCAUACGGUCAAUUGUACAAGGAGUUCAUGUCCUGGUCUCCCUUGUGUUCUGGGGAUUUAUAUGUAAUAUAAAUGCUGUGUAUUAAGAAAUCCAUUUCCAGACCCUCACCUCAGUAAACAAAACACAUCUGUUCCUCCACUGCAAUGUUCAUAGUCAGUUGCCAUUACACUGGGUUAAACGUGUAUUUCACUCAACAGCAGUGUGCAGUAUAUACUGUGUAAAUCUGCGCUGUGGGAGGAUCGGGAUUAUACUGGGUGAACAGUUUUUAUAAAUGUACUCAGUCGAAGAAACCUUACAACCUUUAAAUAGUGACAGUUAAGUUUCAAAGCAGCUGGUUUUUUUAUUGUUCUUUUUUUUAUAAAUAAAAGUGCUGUAUCAUCAGCCAGAAUUUCACACAAAAUGGACACACGGGGACUAAAGUUGAAACAAUAUUUAUCCCUGUCUCGAGCACAUAGGAAAAAGUACCAAAGACAAGAGUGAAAGAAAGCUUUCUACUCAGUCUUGUAAGCCGCCCUUCAUUGAGGCCUGGGGCUGGUGGUUGGCAGUAUCACAGGUAGAACCAGACAGCCCGCUCACUUCCCUCCUCCUGGCUCUGACUAAUGUGGCCUCCCUGGAGGAAACAGCUGCAUCCCACAAGAAGCUAUUCACAGCCCGCAGGAGUAGCGCACGCCGUCAUGCCAUUCACAGGGAGUCUUCCUUCACCUAUCUGGCUCUACCUGUCCCGUCACCGAGCAAACUUGGAGAUCAAAUGUAGGCCAGGGUGGUGGGCCGAGCCAGGCUAUAGGCUGCGACACGGUGGUGCACAGAGUGACCAAAGCAGCAAUCUGCAAUAGGCAGGCAAAAGAGGGCAGGUCCUGAUGAACGAGAAGAGGCUAAUCACGAGUCGAGCAGCACAGAGGAGGAGACCCACAGUGCCAGACAGACCCUCCAUUUCCUCCUCAUUCCACAACUCCCUCCCUCCAACUGUGAGCAUAAAAAUGUCUGUAAUUAGUGGGCUGAUCCAACCUGUAGGAUAAGAGUAGAAAGAGAAGUACAUGCACCACGGUACUGCCUAGACAAUGCUGGUAGCGUGGGUGGGAUGUACCCAACUCCAUCCUAAGCACAGGUAGAAAUCCUCUAGUCCUUGUGGAGAGUCUGAUUUCACAAUGCCAAGGAGCACGUCGCUCCGAAAUUCACACCAGUAAACCUGUGCUCUCAAACAGCUGCUUUCAAACUUCUCGCUCGCGACAUGGGGCUUUUAAACUGUUGUGAAAACAUCUGAACCAAAAUGUACAUAUCAGCAAAGUGCAGUUCUCACCAGCCUCACGUUGUCCUGCCUGUGAAGCUCAGAUGUCCCGUGAGAAAGCUGACUUGUGUUUUCUAGACUGACAUGCCUCAAUAAGUCAGGCAAAAGGCACAGUAAACCUUCCAUGGAAACAGGCACCACUAUCAAAACUGCUGCAGCCCCGCCAGUCUGUGUUAUGCCUACAUUUUCUUGUAAUGCUUCAGCACCAUGGUUGGAAACGGUGUCAUGUCACCGGGAAUCGCAUGUGCCAGCUUCCUCUUACCAACAAGUCUUUGCACUCUCACCCUGCAGUCCACGAUAUGCAUAUUAACAAGUUCGCCCUGAAAGCGUAGAUGGUUUUUUGAAGCAGUGUGGCAGGUGUAAGUUCAUGAAAGGCAGGCCUUGUCCCUCACUCUCCACAGCAGACAUCUCUCUUUAAAGUUGUGAAGAAUCAGCUCGGUCACAUCCUCCAGAAAGAAAACAUCCCUUAUUUAGAUCGAAUGAAGUAGUUUCCUCAAAACACCACAUGUUUGAAAAAAAGAAAACGACCCUCUGUAAGAUGAUAAGGAAGGUUCCAGACCGCAAGAUGACAUUUUGAAUGCCACUGAUCAGUAGCUUCCAGUGAAAGAAGCACUGAGAGGGUUUUACUUUGACCAUUUCUGUAAGAAAAACUUGGAUUUUCACAAACAAUUUCUCCUAGUUGCUGUUGAGCAGCUUCUUGUGGUAUUGAUUCAUGGCUUCUUUUUUUUAUUAUACUCAAUUUUGUAGUGUAAGUGUAACUUUAUAUUUGCAAAAAAACCCAACAACAACAACGACCACAACAAAAGGUCUGUGUGGCUCACCCUCAAACAGGUUUCACGAAUUAUUGUUCAUCCAUUAUCUGCACAUUUACCUCAGGGUCGACAUCCGCAACGGCAGAUAUGGGACAGUCAGUAGAUUUCAGUUGCUGCACAGAAAUGUCUGCCAGCCUCCCACGAUGUUCCUGGGUGAGAGCUCACUGCUGGCCAGUGUCCGACCACACUGGAAACACUGGAACGACUAUGUAUGGGCCCAGCUCCUGCCUAUUGUGUCUGCAGAACAUUCAACAGUCCUGCUCUACGACUUAGUAAGCACUGGGCACUCUGGACGCUGUUUUCAGUGAAAUGAAAUGCCCCUUUAAGGACCUUUGACCAUUAGUGUCAGGGGACAUACUGUACAGUAGGCAACAGGAAGCUCCUACCAUCAGAAAACAAACUGACUUUGACAGUGUAGACAUCCCAGUCUGUCCAUCCAUCCACCCAGACUGCACCAAUGAUAUACAGGCCUCAACAACAGGCACCGUGUCUCUCAACUUUUAAUCUCACUGUACCAAAUUUACUUGAAUAAUACAACACAAAAGGCCAUUGAACACAGUUUUGUACAUGUCCAUUUUUACUGUACUUGCUUUUGUUGUCAAAUAAUUAUUAACCUCUCUGGAGAAAGAUAUAUAGUCUGUUUUUUUUGUUAUGUUUUUUUCUUCUUUAGAUUUCCGAUUGUCUUCAGGUCAUGUCAGCGUCUCUUUUGUAUUUAUCACAGCAUUAUGGUCAACUGUUUCUGUCGGGCAGCAUUUUUGCUUUGACACAGUAACACAACAUUAACCCCAUGACUUGGGAUUCACCCCUUUAACCAGAAACACUUAAUACUCAGUUGAUGUCAGGAUGCAGGUUACUCCAGUGAACCUGUUAUCCAAAAUUCCUCCAAGUCAGAAAGUGAAAGGAUUGUUUGGGGAGUGUUUGGGAUGUCAUGAUUAAAAAAAAGGAAACGUCCUGACCUCUCUGUGCAUCGAUUUCAGAUGUAGUGACUUUUCUUCUUCUUUAUUAUUUAGAUUCUUUUGAAAGUUUUCCAUAAGAUUAGAGACCACACCAUUGUGAGUUAGAAAUUUAGUCAUAUUUUCUUUUUUACUAUUAUUUUGUUGUGUCGUGUAAAAUCUUUAAUUAAGCUUGUAUAUUUUUUCAAGAAUCAUACCUCUGGAAAUAUCUGACUUUUAUUGUACCUUCAUAUCUUUUCAAAGUAUCCAUCAUGUAGCUUACAUUUGCUUGAUAAGUAGCACAAAUAACUGGUGGUUUUAUUUGUUCUUACUUGAAUGAAGAAGGAAAGAGACUUUUUCUGUAAACAAAAAAGAAACAAACAAACAAAACAAAAAAAAACCCUGGACCACAUUUUAUAUAAUCAUCCCAUGUUGUCAGGGUCCGGCACAUCAUUGUAGAUUCAAAAACUAAUCUUUCUGGGAAAAACUAAAACCAUAUUUUUUAUUAUUUCACAUUACAAAAAAUAUUUAAACCAUCCCUUCCCUACUGAGCUCCACAUAUAUGUCUUGGUUUAAAUAUUUACUGUGUUUUGGAUGAUGUCAACUGUAAAUUGGUAUGAAGCUCUAUUUCAGCAUUUUUAAAUCCAACUUUAUGAUUGUAAUUGUAAUCCAAGUAAGAUUACAGACUUUGAUAUCUGUUAGAGAAAAAAAGGACUUUAAACAAUAACAAAAUGGAAAUACAAGGUUUCUACAGGAUGCUAAGAGUGUACCAGUUACUAUUUUUCUUCUAAUUGUAAAAUGCAAGAGAAUUGAUUGUUGACGAGUAUGUAAAGAACUAACAUGAAUAUUAUUUAAGAAGUUCAUAUUAAUUACAUAAAUAUAUCACUGAUGAGACCAUCUCAGCUGAAAACUGUGUGACUGAUCACAAUGUAAAAGCAUGAUUGAUGCAAUUGCGUGCCAAAACCAUUAUGGUAAGUUCAUAAAGAUCAUACAAAUGUUAAGGAUGAAAAGAAAAAAAAUAGCUAUUAUCAGACAUUUAACAAACUUGUACAGUUUUAUAAAGUGAGACAUGUUUUUUAUGUCAUGUACAGGAUUUAAUGAAGCAACUCUGCAUAUUUGAUAUGCAACUGUUCUAAGUUAAAUAUUUCUUUUCUGCUUAAUGUAAACAUUUUUGGUUGUGUAGAUUUGUUUUCAUUUGGUUCUUGUUAUUUAAUUUUUUUCUUCUUCUCUUUGUUGCUGUACAAUACUCAAACAUUGUAUAAUGGCUUAUUACAGGUAUUUUUGACAUAAACAAUCUUAAUGAUAAUGAACGCCCAACCAUUCCAAAGGAUCGAAAAUUGCAUUUGCUAUAAAUGUGCUGCUUACAUUGAGCUGAUGCAUCUUUGCAGGUGAUGAGUUGAAGUUUGUCUUGACUGUGAGGUUUUACACGUUGUGAGUUGUGCACAAGGUACGUUUCCCAUUGUCAACAGUUCCCAGGUUUAAUCUCUCCUUUUACUCUCUGCAGGCUCCUUGUGCAGGCUAAGCCAAUUCAAAUAAACACCCUACAUGCAAUAUCUCAAAAAUAUUGAGGAUGUCCUCCCUCUUGACAAAGGCCGGGACUCUCUAAGGUGGGAAUAAUGUGUAAAAGUUAGCCAUGAAAGGAUAAAGUGGUUCUUGACCAGUGCGAAGGAGUCUUGAGUUCUGGCAGCUCAUCAGAGGCUCCGCAGUUACAAGUUGUUACCAAAGGCUUCGAAGGGAAAGAUGAAUGUUGCAUUUAUUUUGAAACCCAAACCCAUUUGGACCCCUGGGUUCAUCUUUAUGUGCUGUAAGUGCAGAUGAAUGGAUGUUGUGUCUCAUAUGGACCUUUUUCUACAUCAACCUCAACUUAAAAAAAAUAAACAAAUAACUUGAAUGAACAAAACCCAUAUAAUUAUGAGAGCAGACAAAUAGUGAAAGAGUAUAAGACUAGAAACUAAAGAGACCGAGUGAACAUGCAGCGGGGCAGGUUGGCCCCUCACUGACUGUGUGCUCUUGCUGGACUGCCACAAAGGACACUGCACAGAGUUUGCUCUAGAAAAGCACGCUGACAAAAGUCUUUUACUCAAGCGUUGGACAUUUUUGCCCUCAAAGGAUUGGUCUGAUCCAAGUUACGCAGCACACAGUGCUGUCAGUGACCUCCCUUUGAUUACAAAGGGCCUUUUGGUCCUGUUUCCUGUACCUGUUUGUCUUCAAUGUACCUCCUUAGUGUAACGUUGCUCUCUUGAUACCUCUGUGUUUCUCCUCUGCCCAUCACCAUCAGUUGCCUGUUGUAGUGACUCCAUGGUGCUGCUCUCCCUCUCAGCACCAAUAAAAUCUAAUCUGUAAAUAACUCGACUCAGCUAUGGCCAGUACAUCCACCUAUGACCUCACUCUAACAUUCAGGUGUCAUUUUGUUGAUUUGUUUUUUUUUCGUUGUUUUUUUCUCUCUCAGCAAACCAAAAUCACUGCAUUCUAGUAUUACAGUUGUACAGUUCCUGGGAUUCUACACACUUCUAAUGUGCUGGUCUUAGCUGCUCUGCUGUACCUUUUUAUGGCAUUAUUUUUUACAUGUUAGACAAUAUAUUGUGACCAUGUCCUAUGCAAAUAUGAAAAAUAACAGAUUGUUGAAUAAUGUAUGUUGUCAUAACUUGUAUGCAUGAAAUAGUGAAGUUUACAUUUGGAAAUAAAUUCAUAAAAUAAGCAGCUCAAA